AUGUGUGGCAUAUUCGCCUGUCACUGUCAUCCCGACGUCCAAAAGUUCAAGCCGACGGCUUUGAAGCUUGCUAAGCAAGUCCGGCACAGAGGACCCGACUGGAGUGGCAGUGUUAUCUCGAAAAACACAAUUCUUUGCCAUGAAAGACUGAGCAUUGUCGGCGUUGACAACGCAGAGUCGGGGGCCCAACCCCUGACCAACGAGGAUGAGAGCAUCGUUCUUGCCGUCAAUGGCGAAAUCUACAACCACCGGUCGAUUCGGAAGAACCUCAAGAAGCCCUACCACUUCAAGACCACGUCGGACUGUGAAGUCAUCAUUCCCUUAUACAUGGAACAUGGACUCGACGCGCCGAAGUACUUGGAUGGUAUGUUCUCCUUUGUUCUCUACGACAAGAACCUCGACCGAACAAUCGCCGCCCGCGAUCCUAUUGGUAUCACAACAUUCUACCAGGGCUGGUCGACGAAAGAGCCCAGCGCCACCACCUACUUCGCCUCCGAGCUGAAGUGUCUGCACUCCGUCUGCGACAAGAUCCGUUCAUUUCCUCCUGGUCAUAUCUACGACACCAAGUCCGGCGAGACAAUUCGGUAUUUUCAACCGAGCUGGUGGGAUGGCUCCAAGGUGCCCGAUACACCGCUCGACCUGAAGCUGGUGCGGGAGAAGUUGGAGAAGUCUGUCAGAAAACGGCUUAUGGCCGAGGUCCCCUAUGGUGUGCUGCUUUCCGGUGGUCUGGACUCAAGUCUGGUGGCAUCUAUUGCCCAGCGGGAAACAAUGAGACUCAAGAAGGCUGCGCUGGCUGCCAACGGUAACGCCGCUGAACAGUCGGAGGACCCUGACAAGGGCGAGGGUCUGGUUGGUAUGGACGACGAAGACCAUCUGUCCACCGUCACAUACCUGCCGCAACUCAACUCUUUCUCCAUCGGCCUGCCCGGGUCGCCCGACAACGAGGCGGCCGUCAAGGUGGCCAAGUUCCUGGGCACGAAGCACCACGUCAUGACGUUCACCAUCGAGGACGGGCUCAACGCGCUCUCGGACGUGAUCCUGCACCUUGAGUCGUACGACGUGACAACAAUCCGCGCUUCCACGCCCAUGUACCUGCUGUCGCGCAAGAUAAAGGCCAUGGGCGUCAAGAUGGUGCUCAGCGGCGAGGGCAGCGACGAGAUCUUCGGCGGCUACCUAUACUUCCACGCCGCGCCCGACAAGAAGGCAUUCCACGAGGAGACUGUGCGCCGCGUCAAGAACCUGCACUUGUCCGACUGCCUGCGUGCCAACAAGUCGACGUCGGCGUGGGGUCUUGAGGCCCGUGUGCCGUUCCUGGACAAGGAGUUCCUCGAGGCCUGCAUGAACAUCGACCCCAAGGAGAAGAUGAUCACGCCGGAGCGCAUCGAGAAGUGGCUGCUGCGCAAGGCCUUCGACACGUCGGACGAGCCCGACGUCGAGCCCUACCUGCCCGAGGAGAUCCUGUGGCGCCAGAAGGAGCAGUUCUCGGACGGCGUCGGCUACGGCUGGAUCGACGCGCUCAAGGACAACGCCGAGCAGCACGUCACGGACGAGAUGAUGAAGAACCCCAAGCCCGAGUGGGGCAGCGAUAUUCCCGACACCAAGGAGGCGUACUGGUACCGCACCAUGUUCGACGAGCACUUCCCACCGCACUGCGCCGAGACCGUCAUGCGGUGGACGCCGACCUGGUCCAAGCAGUCGGACCCCAGUGGAAGAGCGAUCGCCACUCACAACCAAAAGUACGAAGCCAAAGCACAGUAG
Molecule: messenger RNA, 1758 nt
Organism: Anthostomella pinea
Lineage: Eukaryota; Fungi; Ascomycota; Sordariomycetes; Xylariales; Xylariaceae
Source: the annotation of a GenBank genome assembly